UGUUCUUCAUUACCAAUUUUAUUCUUUCAAGAUGGCGGACAAAGAGGAGAGUGGCAGUUUGGCAAAAUCGCGUGAACAACGUAAAAAUGCAGGCAAUAAGAUGUCGAAACUGCUCCAAGAGGAAUUGGGGGAAGACGAAUUUUAUAAGACAGCUCUUGGUGGUUUUACGGAGGAAUCGGGAGACGAGGAAUAUGUCUCAGAAGACGAACAAUCUGACCAAGCUGAUUCCGAUUUUAGCAUGUCUGAAACGGACGAAGUCAUAGAGCAAGACGACGAGGAUGAAGGCAAAAAGAAACGAGCAAAGACUUUUUACAAAAAGCCCGUUCGAGAAAAAGGCCCCAAAGAAGAGAACAAAACACCGAAGGUUAAAAAAGCGGCCGUGAAAACGACUCAAAUCACUCAAUCGAGGGCUUCUAGCAGAAAGUCAACUCGCGCAGCGACCUUACAGAGUUCCGACAAACAUCGCAAAAGAAUGGAAGGAAAAAAGGCUGACAAGAAACAGGUGAAAUUCUCCCAGCUCAGACCGCUAACCCAGAAAGAAUUACUGGCCGAGGCAGAAGCCACGGAACAGAUUAACAUCGCCUCGCUCAAAGCAUACCAACAGAUGGAAGAGACGAAAAAGAAAGCCAAGAACCUAAAACCCGUUCGAAAAGAACCCAUGAUCCGCUACCUGUCCUUGUCAAUGCCGGUUGUCGAGGUCAGCGAGGAAAUAAAAGUAGACGAUGACGUCGUGACUGGCGUUGACCAAUCAGAAACGCCGAUGGAGAAGGAUUCCGACCCAAUCCCCGAAUCGAAAUGCUCCAGGAAUUUUAUCAUAUUCACAGAUCCGAAAACGUUUCCCGGAAAUUACUUUGCUGAGAACAAAGCCUCGAUACCGCAGAAGGCAUAUUGCCCGGUGACGGGGCUGCCAGCGAAGUAUAAAGAUCCUGUCACGGGUAUGCCCUAUGCCACUGCACAAGCUUUCCGAUAUAUUAGAGAACAUUAUGCCAAGCAGGCAGCUGAAGAAAAGACGAACGAGGGAAGAUUGCGCUCCUCGUCAAGACUAGCGCAGCACACUGUGGUGGAGGCGACGUGACGUGUACAAAAAUAAAGACUCUCUAUUAUAAUCUAUUCUUCUUUUAUUUAUACCUUUUUCAAUACCAAUAUCUACUUAUUGUAAUUAACCAUGUUGCUUUGAAAUAAGUU
Dendronephthya gigantea is the source of this 1185-nucleotide messenger RNA. RefSeq names its product vacuolar protein sorting-associated protein 72 homolog. Gene Ontology annotation, molecular function: ATP-dependent H2AZ histone chaperone activity. The transcript is spliced from 3 exons. Gene Ontology annotation, biological process: chromatin remodeling; regulation of DNA-templated transcription. NCBI's taxonomy places the organism in Eukaryota, Metazoa, Cnidaria, Anthozoa, Malacalcyonacea, Nephtheidae. Gene Ontology annotation, cellular component: nucleus. Bases 32 to 1075 code for a protein of 347 amino acids. The record is from RefSeq and is a predicted model, not a curated record.